AGCUGCUUUGGCUCGAUGCAGAUGAGUCUGGACACGGCAUACCAGCUGCCCCUGCCGGCCCUUGUCUAAGCAAAGAACUUGCAGGUGAGGCUGGCACAGGCCAAGGCAGAAGGGGGCCCUGACAGCCACGGCCGAUGUCAGGGCCAUGCGGUGGCUGUGCUGGGGCCACCCGAGUCAUCGGCAAAGGCCAGCGGAGGCUGAUGACCAAAGGCAUCAAAUUGGGGAGCUGGGUUGCUGUCUCGUACAGAGUACCCAUCAAGCAGGAGAUAGAUGAGAAUGACACGGGCCACUAUGAAGGAAAAAUAGUUGAUAAAAGAAUUGGAGGGCAGGACCGCGAGUCCUUCAUAGAGCUGAAGGAUGUUUUGAAAGUCGACAUCGAUGGCAAUGUGAUUGGCAAGGAGAAGCACAAGAGGUUAAUUGACGCCUUCAUAGAAGAAUGCAAGGUAAUUGAAAAAAGAGACCAGUCCUGGGACGAGAUCAAGCUCCAAAGCCAAGUAGAAGCGGAGACGCUGGCGGCAAUGUUCAGGCAAAGAAGAGAGGCCUCUGGUGGUGGAGGUGGAGGAGGAGGCGGAGGAGGAGGAGGCACUGGAGACGAAGAGGAAGGCGGUGGAAUGGGCAUGAUGCCCGGCAUGAUGAUGAUGCAGAACAUGAUGCAAGGCAUGAUGGCUGCGAGCAUGAUGCAGAAUGCCAUGAUGGGCAACAUGGGCAACAUGGGCUGUGGCGGUAGCAUGGACAAAACCGGCUGCGGCUGUGGAGGCUGCGGCGGCUGCAGCGGUUGUGGGGGCUGUGGUUGUGGGGGCUGCGGCGGCUGCGGUUGCUGCGGCGGGUGCGGUUGCGGCUGUGGCUGCGGUUGUCCUGGCAACUGCUCUGGUGGGUGCCCUGGCUGCUCUGGUGGCUGCCCUGGGGGCUGUGCUGGCGGCUGUGCUGGCGGCUGCCCUGGCGGCUGCCCUGGCGGCUGCCCUGCAGGCUGCCCUGGCGGUUGCCCUGCAGGCUGCCCUGGCGGCUGCCCAGCAGGCUGCUCUGGGUGUGGAGGGUGUGGUGGAGGCUGCGGAUGUCCUGGAAACUGCCCUGGCAACUGCGGCGGCAAUUGCCCGGGUGGAUGCCCCGGCGGUUGCCCUUCAGGUUGUCCCGGCUGUCCGGGCAGUCCUGGAGGCUGCUCUGGGUGUGGAUGUCCUGGUUGCGGAGGAUGUCCUGCAGGAUGUUGUCCUGGAGGCUGCUGCCCUGGUGGGUGCUGCCCAGGAGGCUGUUCCGGCUGUCCUUGUGGGGGCUGCUGCCCUGGCGGGUGCUGCGGGGGCUGUGGCUGCGGCUGCGGCUGCGCCGGCUGUGGGGGCUGUGGUUGUGGCUGCCCAGGCUGCGGAUGUGGGGGUUGUUGCGGAGGGUGCUGUGGAGGUUGCCCUCCAAUGGGAGGCAACAUGUGCAGCGGCGGGAUGGGCGGAAUGGGUGUUGGCAAAGGCAACAUGGGCAGCACAAGCCCCAGCCUGAAGCCCAUUGGUGGCUGCGACGGCAGAAGUGAGGCUCGAAGUAGAAGUCGCAGCAGAGGGAAAGAUGGAGAAGAUGGUAAUGAGUGCUGUCAUGAGUAAUGCCUCCCCCAGCUGCCAAAAGGCAGUAUUUUCGUGGCGGUAGAGAGUUAGGACAAACAGACUUUGCAUUGUGCACAUGAAAA
Messenger RNA from Durusdinium trenchii, 1663 nucleotides. The record is from the annotation of a GenBank genome assembly. Lineage: Eukaryota; Dinophyceae; Suessiales; Symbiodiniaceae.